UCCAAUCAAUCGCAUGCAAGGCACCUGUCAGAGACUCAGAGCUUCUCAAUCAGCCCGCAGUCACUUGGGUUGCAUCUCAACUACCUACACAAAAACAUCAAACAUCGACUUGAAAUCAAAACAAAGCAGAGAUAUGCACUCGGCUCCUGGGCCAUGCAGUGCUACACGGAGCUGACUCCGGCAACGGCCGUCACGCAUUCUCUAACGCUACAGUUCAUCCCCGGGCAGGGCACGAACCUCGCAGUCGCAAAGUCUUCGAUUCUUCAGAUUUUUAGAACAAAGGUCGUCUCGACUGAGCUGGACACUACCGAGACCAAUGGACAUGGACUUGGAGCACGAAGUGCUACCCGCUACGAGAGCCGGCUGGCCAACGAUGACGACGGCCUCGAAGCGUCGUUUCUGGGAGGCGACAGUUUGGCCCUGAGAACGGACCGAGCCAACAGCACCAAGCUCGUACUCGUCGCCGAAACCUCGCUGGCGGGCACAAUAACCGGCCUGGCCAGGAUAAAACCGCCCAACGCGCGCCAUGGAUGCGACGCCCUCCUCAUCGCCUUCAAGGACGCACGGCUCAGUCUUGUCGAAUGGGACGCCGAGCGCUACAGCCUGUCCACCGUGUCGAUACACUAUUACGAACAAGAGGAGCUCCGGGGAAGCCCCUGGACUGCGCCACUGAGCCAUUAUGUCAACUUCCUCACAGCCGACCCAGGUAGUAGGUGUGCUGCGCUCAAAUUUGGAGCCAGGAACUUGGCAAUAUUGCCUUUCAAGCAGAUCGAUGAGGACAUUGACAUGGGCGACUGGGAUGAAGAGCUGGACGGCCCGCGGCCGGCAAAUGGCGUGCCGAGCGCCGUCGUCAAUGGAGCUAGCAACAUAGAAGACACUCCGUAUUCACCAUCAUUUGUCCUCCGACUCUCCAAUCUUGACCCAAGCCUGCUCCAUCCUGUGCACCUGGCCUUCCUCCAUGAGUAUCGAGAGCCUACCUUUGGCAUUCUCGUCUCAACUGCCAGCGCCUCGAAUUCGCUCGGCCGCAAGGACCACUUCAUAUACAUGGUCUUCACGUUAGAUCUGCACCAGAAAGCGUCAACCACCAUCCUCUCGGUCAGUGGCCUUCCGCAGGAUCUCUUCCGGGUCGUGCCCCUUCCUGCUCCAGUCGGUGGCGCCUUGCUUGUAGGUGCGAAUGAGUUGAUCCACAUCGACCAGUCGGGCAAGCCUAACGGCGUGGCCGUCAAUCCCAUGACGAGGCAAUGCACCUCCUUUGGCCUUGUCGACCAGUCGGACCUCAACUUGCGUCUCGAGGGCUGUGUCAUUGACAUUCUCACCGCCGAUCUCGGCGAGCUCCUCGUUAUCCUCAGCGAUGGCCGGAUGGCUUUGGUCACGUUCCGCAUCGACGGGCGUACCGUUUCUGGCCUCGAAUUGAAGAUGGUCCCUGAGGCGGCUGGAGGAGCCAUCAUACCCGCCCGAGUUUCAACACUCUCAAGGCUGGGUCGAAACAUAAUGUUUGCUGGCAGUGAGGAAGGUGACUCCCUAGUCUUCGGCUGGACAAAGAGACAAGGUUUAAUUGCAAAAAAGGCUCAACGUGUCAGGGGCGGGGGAUUGGAUACUUAUUUUGCGGACGAGGAUGUUGAAGAGAUCAGCGAAGAGGAUGACGACGACUUGUACGAGGAGAAGCCAACGGCUCGUCAACAGCAGCCCAUUUCGGCAGUGAGCGGCCUUAUAAAUGGUGAUUUGUGUUUUCGGGUUCACGACCGCCUCCUGAGCAUCGCGCCAAUUCAAGCGAUGACUUACGGCCAGCCGACGUGGCUGCCUGGAAGCGAGGAUGAGAGGAAUUCUGCCGGCGUUCGCAGUGACUUACAGCUAGUGUGCGCCGUCGGCAGAGACAAGUCAGCCGCCCUGGCGACCAUGAACCUGGCGAUACAGCCCAGGGUCAUUGGCCGGUUUGACUUUCCCGAAGCACGGGGGUUCUGGACGAUGUGCGCAAAGAAACCCAUUCCAAAGGCGCUGCAAGGCGACAAGGGCGGAAACGCUCUCAGCAAGGAUUAUGAUACUUCGGGCCAAUACGACAAGUUCAUGAUUGUGGGCAAGGUGGAUCUGGACGGGUACGAGAAGUCGGACGUCUACGCCCUGACCGCUGCGGGCUUCGAAAGCCUCAGCGGCACCGAGUUUGAUCCCGCUGCGGGCAUCACCAUUGAAGCGGGAACCAUGGGCAAAGGCAGCAGGAUCGUCCAAAUCGUAAAGUCAGAAGUCCGGUGUUACGAUGGUGACCUUGGACUGAGCCAAAUCGUGCCCAUGCUUGACGAGGAUACGGGAGCAGAGCCCAGAGCCGUCAGCGCAAGCAUCGCGGACCCGUUCCUUCUCAUCAUUCGGGACGACUCCAGCGCCUUCAUUGCCCAGAUCGACAACAGUAACGAGCUGGAAGAACUCAGGAAAGAUGAUGAGACACUCGCCGCUACCAAGUGGCUGACUGGAUGCCUAUAUGCGGACACCUAUGCUGUCUUCGCUGAGGAAGUAACUGAGAAGGGGGCAAACCCCGCACAGAGUAUUCUUAUGUUCCUUCUUAGCGCUCACGGUGCUCUUUAUAUUUACCGUCUCCCCGACUUAUCUAAACCCGUAUAUGUCGCCGAAGGGCUUUCCUACAUACCGCCUGGCCUCUCGGCUGAUUAUGCAGCGAGAAAAGGAACUGCUAAGGAGACCGUGGCCGAGAUAUUGGUCGCUGACCUGGGCGACAUGACCCACAGCUUCCCGCACCUCAUUCUACGCCACGCAAACGAUGACCUGACUCUCUACCAACCGUUUCGCUAUGGAACGGGCACUGGUUUGGGCUUCUCCAAGACACUGUUCUUCCAGAAGCUACCGAACACAGCCUUUGCCAAGAGUCCGGUGGAAGCUGACCAGGAUGAAGCUACACACCAACCUCGUGUCCUCUCCAUGCGCCGGUGCAACAACAUUUCGGGCUACAGCACUGUCUUCCUUCCUGGCGCAUCCCCGAGCUUCAUCUUGAAAUCCGCCAAGUCAAUGCCACGAGUGGUUCCGUUGCAAGGGUUAGGCGUGAUAGCCAUGAGCUCGUUCCACACCGAGGGAUGUGAGCAUGGCUUCAUCUACGCAGACUCUCAACAUAUCGCCCGUGUGGCUCAGCUGCCUAGCGAUUGGAGUUACGCUGAAACCGGUCUUGCUGUGAAGAAGAUUCCUAUUGGAGAUGAUAUCGCCGCAGUAGCCUACCAUCCUCCAACACAGAGCUACGUCGUGGGAUGUAACACGCUGGAGCCAUUUGAGCUGCCAAAGGACGACGACUAUCACAAGGAGUGGGCGCGCGAGAACCUCGGCUUCAAACCCACUGUGGAGCGAGGAAUGCUCAAGCUCGUGAGCCCAAUGACCUGGACUGUUGUUGAUGCUGUCCAGAUGGAGCCGUGCGAGCUCGUUCUUUGUGUCGAGACGCUAAAUCUAGAAGUCUCCGAGUCCACCAACGAGCGGAAGCAACUGAUUGCCGUCGGUACUGCCCUCAUCAAGGGGGAGGAUCUACCGACAAGAGGUCAUGUCUACGUCUAUGAUAUUGCAGACGUCAUCCCCGAGCCCGGACGUCCGGAAACGAGUAAAAAGCUGAAGCUCAUUGCCAAGGAGGAUAUUCCCAGAGGAGCCGUCACAGCGCUUUCCGAAAUAGGCACGCAAGGCCUCAUGCUGGUUGCACAGGGCCAAAAGUGCAUGGUCAGAGGUUUAAAAGAGGACGGAACACUCCUUCCAGUGGCUUUCAUGGACAUGAACUGCUAUGUUACCACUGCCAAAGAGCUCCCAGGUACUGGCUUGUGUCUGAUGGCAGAUGCCUUCAAAGGGGUGUGGUUCACGGGGUACACUGAAGAACCGUACAAGAUGAUGCUUUUUGGCAAGAGCUCUACCAAGUUGGAGGUGAUGAAUGCAGAUUUCCUUCCAGAUGGGAAAGAGCUCUUCAUCGUAGCGAGCGAUGCGGACGGGCACAUUCAUAUCCUCCAGUUCGAUCCCGAGCACCCCAAAUCCCUCCACGGCCACCUCCUGCUACACCGAACAACAUUCAACACCGGCGCCCACCACCCCACAAAAUCCCUCCUCCUCCCAGCCGCGACUGCAGCGGACAAGUACCCAGGGGGUCACCGCUUGAACAACAACCCACCCGCAGAUCCCGCAGCCCAACAACAGCGUCCGCACGUCCUCCUGCUAGCCUCCCGCACGGGUGUGCUCGCCGCGCUGAGGCCGCUGCCGGAGUCGGCCUACCGACGGCUGGCGUCGCUGGCGGCGCAGCUGACGACGUCGCUGCCGCACCCGGCCGGGCUAAACCCCAAGGAGUACCGCAUGCCGAGCGCCGACUGCCCGUCGGCCGGGGUCGAGGCGGGCAUCGGGCGGAGCAUCGUCGACGGAGCCGUGCUGGCGCGCUUCGGCGAGCUGGGCAUGGCCAAGCGCGGCGAGCUCGCGGGACGGGCCGGGUAUGCGGGCCCGGAGGAGGUCAGGGCCGAGUUGGAAGGCGUUGUGGGCUGGGCUGGGAUGGAGUAUUUCUGAUUUGUCAACUAACUAACUAAACCGUUGGCCUGGCACUUGGGGUGGGUUUUCUGGGUUGCAAAUGGCUGGCUGGUUGAGGGAAGUGUAUUUGGGCUAGGGAGGUGAGGUGGGGCGAGGGCCAACGGGUCUCGUCCGUAUCUGUUUCUUUCUACUUUGGUUCCGCUCGGUAGACAUUUCUUGCUUUCCGAACGUUCAAAUCGGGAGCGUCUCUAGGCUUUUUCAUGCUGGGCUUGGGCUGCUGGUCUACAAAAAGGUACGCAACCUUUGAAGAUUCCGAAUCAGGAUCAUUCAUCUAUGAUGUUCGUGUCUAUUGGCAUUCCAGAAGUCAUAUACUACUACCCUCUUCCGUUUAGAAACACACU
Canariomyces notabilis is the source of this 4880-nucleotide messenger RNA. RefSeq lists its product as uncharacterized. Lineage: Eukaryota; Fungi; Ascomycota; Sordariomycetes; Sordariales; Chaetomiaceae. The transcript has 5 exons. Bases 154 to 4518 code for a protein of 1454 amino acids. The record is from RefSeq and is a predicted model, not a curated record. Gene Ontology annotation, molecular function: nucleic acid binding; protein binding. Gene Ontology annotation, cellular component: nucleus; mRNA cleavage and polyadenylation specificity factor complex.